Molecule: messenger RNA, 1312 nt
Organism: Corticium candelabrum
Lineage: Eukaryota; Metazoa; Porifera; Homoscleromorpha; Homosclerophorida; Plakinidae
Product: mRNA export factor-like
Exons: 12
Coding region: 85-1158 (357 amino acids)
Biological process (GO): RNA export from nucleus; transcription-dependent tethering of RNA polymerase II gene DNA at nuclear periphery
Cellular component (GO): nuclear pore
Molecular function (GO): ubiquitin binding; RNA binding
Source: RefSeq, a predicted model, not a curated record
CAUCCGGGACUCAUCAACCGUACAACGCGCGUUACCUCCUCCACUCCAUAGAUUUUCUCAAAUCCGCUUUCGAUCUCCACCAUCAUGUUUAGUCAAGCGGCUACAACAGGCGGCCUCUUCGGAUCGCAAGCACAAUCGCAGCCACACAACCCCAUGAAAGACUUCGAGGUGACACAACCGCCAGACGACAGCAUCAGCUCCGUACGAUUCAGUCCCAAGGCCAACUUUCUCGUCGCAACGUCGUGGGACAAUAACAUUCGAUGUUGGGAGAUACAAGACUCUGGUCAGUCGGUGCCGAAGGCUCAGCAGUCUCAUGCGGCUCCUGUGCUUGAUUGCUGCUGGCAUUCGGAUGGUACGAAGGUGUUUACAGCAUCGUGUGAUAAGACGACUAAGAUGUGGGAUUUGAGUAGCAAUCAGGCUAUUGCUGUUGCUCAGCAUGAUGCUCCUAUCAAGACGUGUCACUGGAUUCAAGGCUCGUCCUACAGCUGCCUGAUGACUGGCAGUUGGGAUAAAACACUCAAGUUUUGGGAUACAAGAACACCGAAUCCUGUGAUGACGUUUCAACUACCCGAACGUUGCUAUUGUGCCGAUGUGGACUUUCCGAUGGCAGUCGUUGGCACUGCAAAUAGGCAAGUGAUUAUUUAUCAAUUGGAUAACCAACCAGCAGAAUUCAAGAAAAUGGAAUCUCCAUUAAAAUUCCAACAUCGUUGUGUGUCCAUCUUUAAAGACAAAAAGAAUCAACCAACCGGAUUUGCUCUCGGCUCUAUUGAAGGACGAACUGCUGUCCACUAUGUGAAUCCAGUCAAUCCGAAAGAUAAUUUCACUUUCAAGUGCCAUAGAAGUGACACAACAGGAUCAGUGCAAGACAUUUAUGCUGUAAAUGACAUUGCCUUUCAUCCUCAGUAUGGAACAUUAGCUACAGUUGGAUCAGAUGGCAAAUUCAGUUUCUGGGAUAAAGAUCAGAGGACAAAACUGAAGACUAGCGAUGCCCUACAUCUACCAAUAGUAUCUUGUGGAUUCAACUACAACGGUGAGGUGUUUGUAUAUGCAGCAAGUUACGACUGGUCUAAGGGUCACGAACAUUUCGAUCCUUCAAAGAAAAAUGUCAUUCUCCUUCGUCCUGCAAGUGAAGACUUGAAGCCUCGAAAGAAAAGAUAGACAAUCGUGUAAGCAUUCUGUGCUGUACGUAACUUGACUGUUUAUUGGCAUGCAAUUUGAGUUAUUGGACAUCAGUGGAGACUCUAGACAAGGCAUGGCUGGUUUUACUGUAUGUAUCAUAUUGUAUGGCUUUGGCAUUCUGUUUGCUAUGGAA